UUUAAUGAAAAAAACGUUUGCCAGGAAAUUUGUGACUCUGUGGCUUUUUAUGAAUGGGGAGGCCUCACUGAACCCACAAUAUAAAAGGGGGACACAGGAGGUGAAGGUCUACACAUCAGGGCCUUGCUCUUGCAAAACCAAACCACAAGGCCGACUCGCAGAAGAAGGCAGAGCUCCGCCAUGCCCAGCUCAGCGCUACUGUGUUGCCUGAUCUUCCUGGCCGGGGUGGGAGCCAGCCAAGACGAGGGUACCCAGUCUAAGGGCAGCUGCACCCUCUUCCCAGCCAACCUGCCCCACAUGCUCCAAGAGCUCCGAGCUGCCUUCAGCAGGGUGAAGACUUUCUUUCAAAUGAAGGACGAGCUGGACAACAUGUUGUUGAACGGGUCCUUGCUGGAGGACUUUAAGGGUUACCUGGGUUGCCAAGCCUUGUCGGAGAUGAUCCAGUUUUACCUGGAGGAGGUGAUGCCCCAGGCUGAGAACCACGGCCCAGACAUCAAGGAGCACGUGAACUCUCUGGGGGAAAAGCUGAAGACCCUGAGGCUGAGGCUGCGGCAAUGUCAUCGCUUUCUGCCCUGUGAAAAUAAGAGCAAGGCAGUGGAGCAGGUGAAGAGUGCCUUUAGUAAGCUCCAAGGGAAAGGUGUCUACAAAGCCAUGAGUGAGUUUGACAUCUUCAUCAACUACAUAGAAGCCUAUAUGACGAUGAAGAUGAAAAACUGAAACACCCUAGGGAACAAAGCAUCCAGGACAGCAACUCUACUAGACUCCAGGAUGUAAAUUGGAGAUCUCCCAAAUCUGAUCCAGGGUUCUAGGAGAGCCCAACCAGCUCCUUGGAAAAACCUGUCAUACCUCUCUCCUAGACUAUUUAUUACCCCUGAUACCUCAACUCCCAUUUCUAUUUAUUUACUGAGCUUCUCUGUGAACUAUUUAGAAAGAAGCCCAAUAUUAUAAUUUUUUUCAAUAUUUAUUAUUUUCACCUAUGUUUAAGCUGUUUCCAUAGGGCGACUCCCUAUGGUAUUUGACUGUUUUAAGAGAAAUUGUAAGUUAUAUAAGGAAAAAAAAUGUUUUUUGGGGAGCCAACUGAAGCUUCCUUUCCAGGCCUGACCACACU
Messenger RNA from Ceratotherium simum simum (southern white rhinoceros), 1108 nucleotides. It is a transcript of the gene IL10, whose product is annotated as interleukin 10. Lineage: Eukaryota; Metazoa; Chordata; Mammalia; Perissodactyla; Rhinocerotidae. Gene Ontology annotation, molecular function: cytokine activity. Gene Ontology annotation, cellular component: extracellular region. The record is from RefSeq and is a predicted model, not a curated record. Gene Ontology annotation, biological process: immune response.